CUGACAGUAAUUUUUUUAUCAGUCAAUCAAGACAAGACGAUCGCCUUAUUCUAGCAAAUGUUACAAUAGUCAAAAAGCAUAUUACAUUUAAUUUCGUAAAUAGUUUGUGUGCUCAAAAUGUCUGGACCUCCCAAAGAACGCUAUAUACCGAAUGCCCUGAAAUUUGCAUUUGGUGGCCUUGCCGGCAUGGCGGCCACAUGUGUGGUCCAACCGUUGGAUUUGAUCAAGACAAGGAUGCAACUGGGUGGCGGGAAUGCAUCCAGUUUCUCGGUGGCCAGUGAAAUCAUAGCUAAAGAAGGUUUCUUUGCAUUGUACACCGGUCUAUCAGCUGGUCUGCUGAGACAGGCCACUUACACAACAAGUCGUCUUGGCGUCUACAAUUGGCUGUUUGAUUCUUACAAGCAGACGUAUGGCGAUAACCCCGGCUUCGGUACGAAGGCGGCGUUGGGUGUGGCCGCGGGCUCGGUGGGCGCGUUCGUUGGCACCCCCGCUGAGGUCGCGCUCAUCCGGAUGACCGCCGAUGGCCGUCUGCCCAAAGAGCAGCGCAGGAACUACAAGAACGUCGUUGAUGCCAUCCUCAGGAUCAUCAAGGAGGAGGGUGUGUUGAAACUGUGGCGCGGUGCUACGCCCACCGUCGCACGCGCAAUGGUAGUCAACGCGGCGCAGCUCGGUACAUACUCACAGGCCCGCGAGUGGUUCCUGGGUAUAGUGCCCGACGGCAUCCAGCUACACUUCUGCGCUUCCAUGGUGUCAGGUCUCGUCACCACCAUCGCCUCUAUGCCCGUAGACAUCAUAAAGACCAGAAUUCAAAAUGCUGCCAAAGGUCAAAGUCAAUUAUCGGUUGUAAGUUCGCUCUUGCGCAAUGAGGGCGUGUUCUCUCUCUGGAAGGGCUUCCUGCCAUACUACACGCGCCUGGGACCUCACACUGUCCUAACUUUCAUAUUCCUUGAACAGCUCAAUACUCUAUACUUCAAAUUAACUUAAAUUUACCAAAAAGUAUAGUAACACAACGAUUUUAUGGCAGUUUUUUGACAUUGACAGAUGCGCCUACAAGAUUUAAGGGUUACCAUUGUGCAAAAAUUUCCUCACUUCUUUCCAAAUUCGUCUGUUACAAUUCUAAGCAAUUGAUGACCUGUGCCUUCGUAGUAAUUUCUAAAUGUUUAAAUUGAUAUAUCCAAACACAUUAGCAAAUCUAAGUACUAUGUCAUGACAUCAGGCGUGAUAUUUUUAUGGAAUUUCGAAAUUAUGAAUAUGGCAACAUUGAAACGUGCUGCUGCCCCCUCAUUGGUCAAAAUAUGUUGUUAAGAUGACUGAUAAUUCACAUGUUUUCCGACUGCCAUAAGAUCGUUGUGGAACUAUAGGCUGAAUGUCGCAAGAACUAACACAUUACAACAUUUUUGUAAUAAAAAGAAAAAAUGUCAGGUAAAAAAGUAAAGUUGAGCUAAUCUAUGACCUGGUCAUAGAUGAACAUGUACAAUAACUACUCUUUGUUAUUUAUCAAAGAUUAAAUAUCGCAAAUGGAAUAAACGUGCGUUCAAAAAUAAUAUUCCAAGCGACAUUCAGCCUUAAUAUACUUAAAGUAUAUUUUUGUACGACAAAGCAGAUACUGAUAGUUUUAAAAAGAUUUUAUAUCGAACUUUUACAAUACGGUAUCGAAUACCUAUACUCCAUCUUAAGUAUAGUUUACUUUAAGUGUUAACGAUAAAGUAAGUAUGAAGUAAACAUUUGCAAAACAUACCUUUGCGUGUGUUAUACCAAAUUAAGAUUCAGUAUUCUCUAUUUUCCGCUUUUACGUAGACGCUUUUAUUUAGAAAAGUGUUUCUGCUGUAGAAAACAACAACAAACAAACAUACAUACAUAGAGGUCGAUAUUAUAAAAAUUAGCAUUUCCCUCCUUUUUUAUUGCUAUUUUGCUUUUAAGCACAAUUGCUAUUGCCUUUUGUGCAAGUUUUUUUUUUAAUUUUUAGUAUUGUAUAGGAAGAAAUAUGCAUUGGCAUUUUUUUUGCAAAGAAUAUCAAAUAUUCUAUGUAUGUAUGGAAGGUUUCAAAUUAGUUGCUUUGAAAUGCACAAUAGUUUUUAGUUCCUAUAUGUUGCCAUAAAAUGAUUUAACAUCAUAAAAUACGCUCAAAAACUUAAAAUUGCUAUAAAUAUUGAAACAGACAAAAUAUAACAUAAAAAUUAAUUAAUUUCACAAACAUUUCUCAAAUGAUUUGUAUGUUUUUUGUUCUUCGAUAUUUAAGAUUAUGUUUUUGUAGGCACAAUAAAGAAAUAUUGAUUAUGAAAUCAUUCAACGUUAAACGUAUAGUUUAUUUUUUUAUUUAUAACAAAAAAGGUCUCAUUAGUUUGCAUUUUAUCAACUAUUGCUUGAUCUGUGGUCGAUUCGGUUUUGGCGCGCUGUCACAUGACAAUAUAAGCCCAAUGACCUCUAUAUAUAUGGACAGAUCGGAGCAUGGAAAUGACAGAUUUUCGUUCCCAUUUCAAAAUCUGAUGAUGUUACUGACACUUCUGUCUCUAUUAGUUCUUGUUUCCACCACCGCUGCAGUGCACGACCGUCAGCGCCAAAAUGGAUAAUCAAAUAGGCACAAAAUUCACAGUUUAUAUCCUUUCCAGCGUAAUAUAGAGGUUUGUGUAUGUAUUUGUUGUUUGUCUACUUUCAAUACUUAUAAAAUUCCAUCAAUUUGAUUGCAACAUGUGAUAUAAUAAUAGUUAUGAAUUUGAUAAAAAGCUAUAUUUUUAUAGAGGCAGUUUUAUUUUUAUUUGUGACUAAUUUUAGCGAG
Molecule: messenger RNA, 2776 nt
Organism: Papilio xuthus (Asian swallowtail)
Lineage: Eukaryota; Metazoa; Arthropoda; Insecta; Lepidoptera; Papilionidae
Product: mitochondrial 2-oxoglutarate/malate carrier protein
Exons: 6
Coding region: 118-984 (288 amino acids)
Biological process (GO): transmembrane transport
Source: RefSeq, a predicted model, not a curated record